GGCCGUUCUCCCGGGACGCUGGCUGGUCACGCUCUGGCAGACGGGUGCUGACAGCUGGCGGGAGCGGGGGGAUUGACGUGUCAGCCCUCACGGCCUUGAAGGAACAUAAACAAGGACAUGGUGUUUGUUCACUCCACCCUGCCCGGGCCCCGGAUCCAAGCACAAAACAGAUUUAAUCAGCUGUUCAAACGGCUCUGGGGCCUAGCGAAGAGAACGGAAAUCCCCAGGCCUCCUAGCACAACCUUGUCAUGCUCCCCACCUGCCACGGACCCGCCUCGCAGAGUCGUGUGUGGCCAAAGUGAAGGGCGCCCCAAAUUGAUUCGUGGAGGAAACUUCAACAAGGGCUGGCUGUCAGCUUCUGGGCUUCUCCAGGCCUGAGCUAGCUGGGAAAGGGGCACCCGUGUCGUUGAUAUCCAGCUGAUUACGCCCAUGCACGUACUCCGGCAGCAGCAGGAGUUCACCUCACUGGAGGAGAAGCCGCAGUUUCCUGGAGCCUCGGCCGACUUUGUGGACAAGCUGGAUUUUAUCCAGCCCAAUGUGAUCUCAGGGAUCCCCAUCUACCGGGUCAUGGACCGGCAGGGGCAGAUCAUCAACCCGGACGAAGAUCCCCAGCUCUCGCAGGAGCAGGUGCUGAAGUUCUACAAGACCAUGACGCUGCUCAACACGAUGGACCGGAUCCUGUACGAGUCGCAGAGGCAGGGCAGGAUCUCCUUUUACAUGACGAACUACGGGGAGGAGGGGACGCAUGUGGGCAGCGCCGCGGCGCUGGAUGACGCAGAUCUGGUGUUCGGGCAGUACCGGGAAGCAGGCGUGCUGAUGUACCGGGGUUACCCCCUGGACCUCUUCAUGGCCCAGUGCUACGGCAACGUCAGCGACACCAGCAAAGGGCGCCAGAUGCCGGUGCACUACGGCUGCAGAGACCGGCACUUCGUCACCAUCUCGUCCCCGCUGGCCACGCAGAUCCCCCAAGCCGUGGGGGCCGCCUACGCCUUCAAGCGGGACAAUGCCAGCCGGGCCGUGAUCUGCUACUUCGGGGAGGGUGCGGCCAGCGAGGGUGACGCCCACGCCGGCUUCAACUUCGCCGCCACCCUGGAGUGCCCCAUCCUCUUCUUCUGCCGCAACAACGGCUACGCCAUCUCCACGCCCACCUCAGAGCAGUACCGCGGCGACGGCAUCGCGGCCCGGGGCCCCGGCUACGGGAUCAUGUCCAUCCGUGUGGACGGGAACGACGUCUUCGCCGUGUACAAUGCCACGCGGGAGGCCCGGCGCCGAGCCAUCGCCGAGAACCAGCCCUUCCUCAUCGAGGCCAUGACCUACAGGAUUGGGCACCACAGCACGAGUGACGACAGCUCGGCCUAUCGCUCGGUGGACGAGGUGAACUACUGGGACAAGCAGGACCACCCCAUCUCCCGCCUGCGGCACCACAUGGUGGGCCGAGGCUGGUGGGACGAGGAGCAGGAGAAGAGCUGGAGGAAGAAAUCCCGCAAGAGGGUCAUGGAGGCCUUUGAGCAGGCAGAGCGGAAGCUGAAGCCCAGCCCGCAGCACCUGUUCUCGGAUGUGUACUGCGAGAUGCCCUUGCACCUGCAGAAGCAGCAGGAGGCGCUGGCGCGGCACCUCCGGCUCUACGGGGAGCACUACCCCCUGGAGCACUUCGAGAAGUGACGCCCCGCGGGGGGGGGAGCCUGCACACCCCGCCCCCUCCUGCACCAGGGAGCACCCAGCACCUGCCUCGAUUUCCCCCGGGCGUGAGCAAGUCCUGGGGGCGCGGUCACUGGGGCAGCGGGAAUUCCUAGCUCGGACAGAGUGCCCCCCCAGGCGUCACGGAAACCCCAUCUCCGGGAUCUCCUCCCCUCCCGCAGGCUGGCGGGUCCCCUCGCUGUCCUGCCUGCGGCCUCCCCAGCCCAGAGUCGGGGCGCCCGUGGCCCCGGUGGGCAGGGAGGGGACAGCUUGUCCCUGGAGCUGGAGGGAGCUGCCCCCAG
This is a messenger RNA of Gopherus flavomarginatus (Mexican gopher tortoise), 1979 nucleotides long. RefSeq names its product branched chain keto acid dehydrogenase E1 subunit alpha (gene BCKDHA). The transcript has 9 exons. Gene Ontology annotation, biological process: branched-chain amino acid catabolic process. The record is from RefSeq and is a predicted model, not a curated record. The coding region runs from base 430 to 1662 and encodes 410 amino acids. NCBI's taxonomy places the organism in Eukaryota, Metazoa, Chordata, Testudines, Testudinidae. Gene Ontology annotation, molecular function: oxidoreductase activity, acting on the aldehyde or oxo group of donors, disulfide as acceptor.